AUGCUUGAGAGCCAAGGUCGACCGACCACCCCAAGCGGCAGCCGCCUCCGCGACUUUGCCGACCUCGCCCUUCGUCCCUCACGUCGCAGCCACAGUCGCAGCCGACACUCGAGCACUUCGAGCGGCGAAUCUCUCACAGCAGCGCCUGUCCACUCGAGCUCGCCAAAACCCGAGUCGCGCCUCGCCAUGCCGUUCCGCAAAAUGGCCCGCCACUUUGGCGACUCUCUUUCGCCGCAUUCAACCGUCCUGUCGUACCACGACAUCACUCAACAUUGCUUUCUGGGAAGAGUUCGUCACAUCGCCACGGCGCGCCUGUACCCCCCUUCUGACCGUGACAGAUACCUCGAACGCGAACUGCUUCCCAAGUACCCGCAAGCCCGCAUCAUCCUUUUGCGCCCCUCCAUGACAUUCCUCCUCAUGAAGGAACCCGAUAUGCGCGCCAUUCGAUCUGCGCUGCCUGACUUUUCCAAGGUCACCCACAUCUUCCUUCCAAUCAACGACGCUCGCAACGUUGCACAGGCCGAGGGCGGUUCGCAUUGGUCCCUGCUCCUCGUAUCGGCUAUUGACGGUGUCGCGUUUCACUAUGAUUCUCUCGGCGGCGCGAACUAUCAGGAAGCUCGUCUCGCCACUCGCAAAAUGUCCGAGAUCCUUAAUCGUCCGUUGCGCUUCCUCAACCUCGAAGACUGCCCGCAACAGGAGAACGGCUCUGACUGUGGCGUCUUCGUCUGCAUCCUGAUGCGCCACCUGCUCGUCAAGCGGCUGCUCAGCGCUAACGCCCGCGAGAAGGUCAGCAUGAGCAUGGGCAAUAAGAUGAUUGACAGCCACGGUGGCAGGAAGGAAAUGUUAAAGAUUAUCGAAAGUUUCCGUAAGGAAGGCGAGAGGAGACGAUCAAGAAGCGCAUCGCCCUAUUCUUCCAAGACACCGCCGCGAAUCGAGUAA
Verticillium alfalfae VaMs.102 is the source of this 939-nucleotide messenger RNA. RefSeq names its product NEDD8-specific protease. Gene Ontology annotation, molecular function: cysteine-type peptidase activity; deNEDDylase activity. The record is from RefSeq and is a predicted model, not a curated record. The transcript has 6 exons. Gene Ontology annotation, biological process: proteolysis. Lineage: Eukaryota; Fungi; Ascomycota; Sordariomycetes; Glomerellales; Plectosphaerellaceae. Bases 1 to 939 code for a protein of 312 amino acids.